This is a messenger RNA of Cyprinodon tularosa, 2255 nucleotides long. RefSeq lists its product as uncharacterized. Gene Ontology annotation, molecular function: nucleic acid binding. The record is from RefSeq and is a predicted model, not a curated record. Gene Ontology annotation, biological process: DNA integration. The transcript has 2 exons. Lineage: Eukaryota; Metazoa; Chordata; Actinopteri; Cyprinodontiformes; Cyprinodontidae. Bases 126 to 1817 code for a protein of 563 amino acids.
AUGUCUACGUGCAUAAUCGAGUUCAAAGAAUACGCCAGUCUACAUCCCCUGAACAGUGGCAUUAUGUUCCAUCAGAGCAGAACCCAGCCGAUCUAGCUACCAGGUCAAUACCUGCACCCCAGCUCAUGGACACAAUGUGGUUUAAAGGACCAGACUUCCUUUACAAACUACCUGAAACAGAAAUACGUGAGUCAUUCGAGUUGGUGAAACCUGAAGUGGAUGCUGAAAUCCGACAAGUUGCAACCUUCACCACGCAGGUCCAAAAGAGUGGACUCACACCAGAACGCUUCCAACGCUUCUCGAAAUGGAAAUCACUGGUACGAGCCAUUGCCUACUUAAUUCACCAAGCUCGUUCUCACUCUUCAAGCAACAAAUCAAACCCUUCAUGCAGAGGUUGGCAUGAAUGUAGACAGCUGCACUCUCCAAAGGAGCUGAAUGCUGCCAGUAAUCUCAUUCUCCAGUCUGUACAGAAGGAUGCUUUUCCUGACGAGUAUGCUUCUCUCCAAGCCAAUCAAACUGUCCACAGCUCAAGCUCCAUCGCAGCUCUUGACCCCUAUAUGGAUGAAGGCCUAAUAAAAGUUGGAGGCCGCCUCAAACAUGCUUCAUUGGAUGCAAUAUUCAAAAAUCCAAUCAUUCUGCCAAGCAAACAUCAUGUGUCAAAGUUGCUUGUCCUGCACUAUCAUGCCAUGGUUGUGCAUCAAGGAAGGCAGUUUACAGAAAGUGCAGUUAGGCAAGCCGGUCUGUGGAUUGUAGGAUGCAAAAGACUGGUCUCGUCUGUUAUCCACCAUUGCAUAACCUGCAAGAAACUCCGGGGAAAAUUAGAGACUCAAAAGAUGGCGGAUCUUCCACCAGAGAGACUCAACACUAGCCCUCCAUUUUCAUAUGUUGGGUUAGACGUGUUCGGCCCCUGGUCAGUCGUCACUCGACGCACACGAGGAGGAGCAGCACAAAGUAAGAGGUGGGCAAUACUUUUUACGUGUAUGACCACAAGAGGUGUACAUAUUGAAGUUAUUGAAUCUCUGGACACCUGCAGCUGCAUAAACGCGAUACGCAGAUUCUUUGCAAUAAGAGGUCCAGCAAAACAAAUGCGAUCGGACAGGGGCACCAACUUUAUUGCAGCAAGUGUGGAGCUCGGUAUGACACAACCAAGCAUAAACCCUCCCAACAUUGUCCACUAUCUUCAUGCUAACGGUUGUACGUGGGAGUUCAAUCCCCCUCAUGCCUCCCACAUGGGUGGCGUCUGGGAAAGGAUGAUCGGGGUAACUCGCAGACUACUGGAUUCCAUGCUCCUGCUGAACAAACACAGCCGUCUGACACAUGAAGUGCUUUGUACCCUAAUGGCUGAGGUGUCAUCUAUACUCAAUGCAAGACCAUUGGUUCCUAUCACAACGGAUCCUUCCUCACCAUUCCUACUAUGUCCUGCAAUGAUAUUGACCCAGAAGCAGAGCGUUCCUUCUUCACCUGGAGAAUUCUGUGGAAAAGACAUGCUCAAAAGCCAAUGGAAGCAAGUGCAGGCACUCGCCAACGAGUUUUGGAGUCGCUGGAGGAACGAAUAUCUAAACACUCUCCAAUCAAGACGCAAGUGGCAUAGAUCGCACCGUGACCUUCAGCCAGGCGACAUUGUGUUGUUAAAGCAAAAUCAAGCACACAGAAACGAAUGGACAAUGGCCAUCAUCACAUCCACUUUUCCAAGCAGUGAUGGAAAAGUCAGAAAGGUGGAAGUAAGGACAUCAUCUCAGGGCGUUUCUAAGACUUAUUUGCGUCCCAUCUCAGAUGUUGUUAUGCUCUUAGAAGCGGAAGUGACUGAUAAAAAGUAGUGGCAUCUGUAAUGCCAGGCGGGGAGUGUUCUGCCCAAGGUUAGAAGUUGGAGGUAUGUCUUAAUAAUUUAGUUUAAAAAGAAGAACUUUUACAGUAUUGGUUUAUCUGUAUUUUAUUUUGAAGGCGAAUCUUGAGGAAGCAUUGCAUUGUGGGUAGCAGAGGCUGUAAUAGUAAGGAAGUGGUGUUUACAGAGAGAAAAAACCUGCCUGUUACAGAGCAAACUUCGCCUCCUGUGUUGUCAAUCUUUUCCAAAACCUCCGAAAGCAAUGGCUUUUCACUCAAAGCUUUCAUCGAGCUUCCCACACAAUUGUUCAAAAUUGUAAGAAGACCGUAAUAAAGGAGCAAGACGCUCAUCUUCCUGGCUCAUGAAAACUGAGUUUGGCUUGCUGUUAAUCUGCGUUAACAUACACAGUGUAUCCAACACGUAGUGAUAACAG